ACAGAAAAAGAGAGAAAGGGAGAGGGGAAGAGAGCGGGCCGGGAGCCUCGGCCCUGCCUGGCCAUUGCCCCGCGCGGAGGCGGCUGGCCCGGGCUGCCCGGCCUGGCCCUGGCACGUGAGCGGCGCGGGCUGCCGGCCCCUCACGGCCCCUCACGGCCCCGCGGGCGGCGGUGCGUGCCUUUCCCCGCCGGCACACACACGAACUCACUUAUUACACCCCCAGAGCGCGCCUCCGCCUUGACUGCAGACAUGAGGCUCCAGCUGCUGCUGUGGGUCGUGCUUGUGCUCCUGGCGAGCCUCCUCCCAGCCGACGGACAGCGGCCAGCCAGCCUGGCGCUGCGCAGGAAGCUCCACCGGCACGGCUGCUCGCACCGGCGCUGCAUGCCGCUCCACUCCAGGGUGCCCUUCCCCUGAGCGGCCAGCCACUUCAUUCUGUACUUUCCAGUGUUUUAAAGGAGCAACAGUUAAACCGAUAAGAGAAGUUUGUCAGAAGUCCAGAUCAACAACAGCUGACCUGACAGCCACCACAGUGCCACCUUCAGCAGUCCUGUCUGUCACAUUCUACUGGGCCUGGACCUGGCCCCUGUCUCACACCCUGAGAAGUGGUGGGGGCUGAAGUGUGGUGAUAGGGGAUGUACAUGAACUUACCUGGUGGGAUCAUUCCCUGCAAAUUGUUUGGCUCUCACAGUGACUAGUGAAAGUCAAAGAUCAAAUCAAACAUCAGGUAGAUUUUGAUCUGAGCUAGAUUUCUGGUGGCAGUAAGAAGGAAGGAUCUGUCCAAGGGCACUCUUGAUGGUAUAUUCAGACUGAGUGAAAUUGAAAGUACUGUUGACUACUCAGUUCAGGCUGAUGAAAUAGUAUCAGACUCCAGUAUGGAAUUCUGAAAGUCCAUUUUUUGUUUAUACUUUUAUAUAUUAAUAAUAUAUACAUAUAUGUUUUAACAUCUAACAUCUUUAUAGAAUUACCUUAAUAAAAACAUAGAAUGCAUUACUCUAAUAGCACCAAAGCCAGCACCACACUAGUGGUCCCACUGGCUUCAUGUAUAGUAAGCAUAGUAAGAGUUUACAAUAUAAGAAAGCAAAGAGAGUGUUAUCCCUCAUUGUGUAGAUAGAGAAUUGAAGCACACAGAGAUAAGAGAUUAGCCAAGGGUCAUGCCAAACUGAUAACUCAGAUCUCUCAAGCCAGGCCUUAAGGUCAAGCCCAUCCUCCUGUCUAAUGAGCUGUUACUGCAAAGCCUAUCAUUUGUUUUCUUAAAGUGGGCUGCCAAACCAGACAGUUAAACAUGCUUGAAAAUUCAGUACUACAGAGCUAUUUGCUUAAUAGUAGUUUUCCUAAAAUACCAGCUACAGUAUUAUAAAUAGAGCAUAAAAAUAGACCAUUGAAAAGAAUCCUUUGUUUGGUCAGCCUUAGUGUUGCAUAGCACUCUAUUCCUGUAAUUUAAAUGAAUGGGAUAUUUGAACAUGGCACUACAAUGAAUGAAGACUUCAAACAGAAAACAGGCUGUUCUUUUCAGCACUGGAGGUCAAGAAUACAUUGAGCUUUUAGUCUGAGUUUUGGUCUUAAAAAUACGUGCUUCACAUCUGCCUUUUAUAUCAGCAGAAAUUACCUACCUACAUACAAAGGAAAACGUGAUAGCCCUUUCAUUAGCAUAACCAAAACAACCUGAAAAUAAAAUUACCCAAAUUUUUAACUCAUUGCACUAGACUUUAAAUGCCAACAUUUUUUACAAAAUAUAUAAAGACAAUCAAAGAACAGAAGUGUUGAGGUUUAAAUCUGGUAAUAAAUUUUUAAACUUACAACACAUAGUUUCUAAUAAUUGAAAGAACAACAAUCAAAAAAACUGGAUAGUUGAAACUUUCUAAUCAGUGUGCAUAUGUAACCCCUUAUCUCUAAGAACUUGAAACUUUACUUGAAUUAAUACUGGCAGAGUUUAAUAGGAGUUACAAAUUUUUCUCCAUGAAAAAAAAAUUAAAAUGUAACUUCAGACCCAGUUCUGGAGUUGUGUAAAACCAUCAUAAAAAGAUGGUCAAACUUAUCUAAACCAACAAGCAGUCCUGCAGGUAAACGUUUGGAGUCCUGAAAAAAAAAGCAGUUUCCCAAAGAAGCGUUCUACCACUUACAUAUAUUUCAAAAAUUAUUUAUUGAACUUGGCUUUGAUAUGUAUCCUUGGCUAACUCUGUUUAGAACUACAGGUAAAGAGUGUGGGAAAGCAAGAGACGUGACGAGUAACUAUUUAACAAUUAUGUCUUAUGAAUGAGUAUAUGGAUCUAUUGUGGCACUGGAUCUUUUAUAUAACCACAAUUAUUCAAUUAACUUUGAUAAAAUGGUAAAAAAUACAUAAUGCAUCUAUCAAAUAGCUAUAAAUGCAUGUUCCUUCACAAAGGUAAAAAUAAAAUAGCACCCUAGGAAGCCGCCUAUCAAUCUACAAAAUUAUUCUAAAUAUCUGUUUUUUAAAGGCAUUCUGAUACCAUCAGAUCUGCUUUGAAAAAAGGCAUUAAUUGUGAGCUUCAAUAGAUAUGUUUAUCAACUAGCUGGUUGAUUGUAUAUUUUGUAAAAAGAUAGUAUGCAUUUCAAAUAAUAUCUUAUUUGAAAUAAAUUUUGUACACUCCUCAAAGUUUGUAUUCUUCAGCUGUCAAAGGCAAUGCAUCUAAAGAAAAUUGAGAAGUUGACUAUUGUCCCUGUGGAUUCAUAUAAGAGUUAGUGUUUGAAAAUUUUUUACUCA
Messenger RNA from Passer montanus (Eurasian tree sparrow), 2722 nucleotides. It is a transcript of the gene APELA, whose product is annotated as apelin receptor early endogenous ligand. Gene Ontology annotation, biological process: heart development; apelin receptor signaling pathway. Gene Ontology annotation, molecular function: apelin receptor binding. The transcript has 3 exons. The coding region runs from base 250 to 414 and encodes 54 amino acids. The record is from RefSeq and is a predicted model, not a curated record. NCBI's taxonomy places the organism in Eukaryota, Metazoa, Chordata, Aves, Passeriformes, Passeridae.